This is a messenger RNA of Symbiodinium sp. CCMP2456, 1026 nucleotides long. NCBI's taxonomy places the organism in Eukaryota, Dinophyceae, Suessiales, Symbiodiniaceae. The record is from the annotation of a GenBank genome assembly.
AUGGAGGGCGGCUUCGCGAAAGCGCUGGGAGUCUGGAGCUCCCAGCCUGGCAGCUGUUACCAGGUGUGGCUGGAUGAUAUGCACCAGAUGAUUUACGAAGAGCGCCAAAACGAUGGCAAAGAGGUCCGCGGCAUGCUGCUGAUUGAUGAUAUUUGGAUGGUGGGGCGCCUGCUCUUCAGAAAUACCGGCGAUGUAUUUGGCACGUUGAGGCUGCGGUACAUUGAAGAGUCUGAUUGUCUGGUCUCAUACUUCCAGAGAGCCGGCAGUGACGAGUGGGUUCAGGCGGUUUCAAGCCGGUGCCUUGCGAAGGCAGAUGCGCCCCUGAACGAGCUGAAGACGGUUUCAAACCGGACAAGUCGAGCGAGGUCCAGUCCACAUAUGUUGGAGUUGCCCAAAGAUGGCGAUCUCCCUUGGAAUGGUGAAGACUCCAUGCUUCAGGUCUAUCAGCACGAUGGAUUGUCACCCUUGCUGCGAGACUGCGUUCUGCACUCACUCAAGGCCCGGAUCAAGUAUUUGGAGAACGCGAUGAUGCACGACAAGGAGUCUCCGAGACCCUUGGAGAUUGGUUGGCGGGCCUCGCCUGCCCAGAUGGUGCCUGCAUCAGGCAAUGAGGCGCAGGAGGCCCGACCUCGCCAGAAGCUGGGCCAGAGGCAGAGGCGUUUUGCCAGGACUGUUUGGCAUGAGAUUGAGGAUGCGGAUGUUGAUGCUGCUCAGCAAAAGCGCCCAAAAUCCAUCGACACAGGCGCCGGCGCCGGCGCUGUCGCCCGGUCUGAAACCAAGGACCAAGGCGUCCAGUGCGAUGCACAGGCGCAGGUUGAGACACAAGAGCCACAGAUUCCUGACGAGACGAGCCAGUGGAAGGAAGAAGCCAGUCCCAAGAGAAAUGCUCACCUGCAAGCAGUGCUCGAACGACAACAACGGCGAUGCCUUGUCCUCGCCGAAGAUGUGGCUCUUCUGACGGAGGAGCUGCUCGAGCUCCAGGCGAAGCCGCUCACUGCCACCAGUCUUUGGGUUAGUCCCGAAUGA